AUGGCCGCAAGUACAUUUAUUCAAAACAUUCAAAAUGUGUCAUCAUCUUCAUCUUCAUCUUCAUCAGGCUCAAGUCCAUCAUCAUCUGAUACCAGUAAAACGGAACAAUCUUUUACACCAAAUUCUGGCCCUCCAUCGGGUGAAUCUUCGGGAAUUCAAGAGUCAUCAUUGCAUUCACCAUCAAACCAUGGUCUUACAUCGACAUCCAAUAGCUUUGUAGACAUAGUCAAAGACUAUGAAAGGUACAAGUUGUCAAAAUACAGUGGACCACGAAAUGUUCCUCCACCAUCUUUGAUUUAUCAAGGUGAUGUACGGUCAAUCAGUAAUCGUGAACCUUUGCUGAGUCCAUCAACCUUGCAAGGAUAUAAUGGUUAUUCAUACAGUUUCCUUGGUAAUGGUCAAACCACACUCAGAGGACCACAUCCAACAAGUUCAACUGGCUCCAUAUCUGGACACAAUGGACCUGAAGAUUAUUUGGCCUGGUCAGAAGAUGAAGUGCCAUUCAAUAUGGUUAAAGGCUAUGGAGAGUCGUCUGUCAACAGUGAAAGUUAUUUCCCAUCAGCCUUGGAUUAUUCAUCUAAUUACGAUUUUGAGCUUCUUCCUCAAGGAAGUAAAACUCAUUUCCAUGAACCAGUAGCCAGUUCACAGUCAUCUUAUAACAGUCGUCCCAAUAGCCAAAUGAACCCUGAUUUAAUGGGUGAUUCAGGUUUCUUCAAUUAUCAUUCCCUUGUAACCAAUAUGGAUGAGAAUGAACAACUGCCCAUUCUAAUUGAAAGUUAUGUUGUCAAUUAUCCGCCACUCUCAGAGAAACCAGUAGCUCACUCUUUAUCAGCAUUUACCUUUGACCAUAGACCAGGUUUACAUUCAGGUCAAUCAAGUCACCAUCAUAGUCCUGUUCAUCAUCACUCGCAUAAUCCAGUUGAAUCAAACUCAGGUCGACAUCGUCCAAUGCCUUUAAUGAAUUCAGCAUCCAUGACAUAUCCAAUGCUUGCACCUAAGCCAUCCUCUGAGCGAGUUUUCAUUUCACCCUAUCUGUACGCUCGCCCCUGUAAAUAUGAUUGUUUUGCCAACCCACUGCAAGAUAUGAAAUAUGGUUUAAUGAAUUUACUGGAAGGAGCUCAUAAUCAUGGAAGACGCUAG
Messenger RNA from Tetranychus urticae (two-spotted spider mite), 1140 nucleotides. NCBI's taxonomy places the organism in Eukaryota, Metazoa, Arthropoda, Arachnida, Trombidiformes, Tetranychidae. The record is from RefSeq and is a predicted model, not a curated record.